AACAGUAGAACACAAACCCUAAACCCUAUUGUCAUUCUCAGCUCCCUCCUCACUCUCAGGCUUUCAGCGGGAGAACGGCGCUCUCCUCGAUACUCCACUCCUUGUCUCCGCCCUCCUCCAGCUCCGUCGCCAGUGCCACUCACCAGCACGCCGUCUGCGCCUCUAGCACCAUCGUCGCCCCAGCAACCCAGCACGCGUCUGCUCUUCCUCCGACAACGUCUGCUCCUCCGUUUUCCCUCCAGCCCCUCCUACGUGCAUCAGGAAAUCAAAAGAUUUUUUUAAUACUAAAUAAAGAAAAACCAAUAAUUUUCAGUUUUGGUGGAUAAGAAGAGGCUUCAUCAAUGGGUAAGAGGAAGGAAAGGAUUCACAAUCCGGAGCCGUUUGUCCCUGAUGGCACUGAGUCUGUGAAGUCGAAAAAGCGUACGAAAGCUCCCAAACAGCACCAGAAGGAAGCCAAGUUGAUUGCUUCGAACAUCACCUCAAAGAUCAUGAAGGAAGCUUUGAUUCAGCAGAAGGAGGUUGAGGAGGAGGAGGAGGAGCAGGAGCAGAAUGCCAAGAGUUCCUUCCAUAGAAUUGAAGAGCCGCCCGUGGUCAUUGAAGAUGAGGAUGGCGAUAUCGAUAACUUUGAAGGAUUUGAUGAGCCGCAGAGCCACUUUGCUGGAUAUGAAGAGACUAUUAAUGAGGAGGACGAGAGAAUAAUAGAUACUUUCUUGUCAAAGCAGCCGGGUCGGCAGAAAACACUUGCGGAUCUCAUUGUUGAAAGGAUAAAAGAAAAGGAUGGUUCUGUUGCUUUGGAAAAUCAAUCGGUACCUAAAUUGGACCAGUCUGUAAUUGACUUAUACAAGGGAGUGGGGACAAUACUUAGCACAUAUACGUCUGGAAAAAUACCCAAGGCAAUCAAACCCAUCCCUUCCAUGCCACAAUGGGAGGAGAUAUUGUAUCUGACCGAACCUGAGAAUUGGUCACCACAUGCUUUCUAUCAAGUAACUAGGAUUUUUGCUUCUAAUUUAAAUGCGAAAAAGGCAGAACGGUUCUACAAACUUGUCUUGCUUCCAAGAGUGAGAGAAGAUAUAAGGAAAAAUAAAAAGCUGCAUGAAAGUGUAUAUCAUACUCUCAAAAAGGCAUUUUACAAACCUGGUGCAUUCUUUAAGGGAAUUUUGUUACCACUGUGUGAGUCUUGCACAUGCACGGUUAGGGAAGCAGUCAUUAUUGGAAGUGUCAUGGAAAAGGUUUCUAUUCCUUCAUUCCAUUCUAGUGCUGUGCUAUUGAGGCUGCUAAGGAUGGAAUACUGUGGCACCACAAGCUAUUUCAUAAAGAUUUUAUUGGAGAAGAAAUAUGCCUUGCCAUAUCGGGUUGUUGAUGCAGCAGUGGCUCACUUUAUGAGAUUUCUUGAUGACAUUAGAAUAAUGCCUGUUAUAUGGCACCAGUCACUUCUUGCAUUUGUGCAGAGGUACAAAAAUGAGCUGCUAAAGGAAGACAAGGAUAACUUAAGGAUUCUACUUGAAAAGCAAAAGCACAGAUUAAUUACACCUGAAAUUAUGAGAGAGCUGAACCACAGCCGAAACCGAGGUGAAAAGGAGGAAGAUGUCAUGUCAAUUUCUUUGCCGAUGUCUGUGAUUAUCAAGCCCAUCCAAGAAGAUCGUUUUGAUAUUCCAGAGGUUCCAAUGGAGGAGGACUAAGUUGUUGUUGUAUGGAUCUGGUCAUUGCUGUUUUGUUUUUUGGAGAGAACAAGAGUUUGGACUUGCAGUCAUCUUGAAUCAGUGGGUGGCUUUGCAGCUAUAGUAUUACAGUACUGUUGGAUGGUAUAUUAUAUUGAAAGUUUUGCUUCGAGGUUUUGACACAUGGAAAUUCACUGGAUCUACUUAGAACAGUAUCAUUUUCCAUUAGAGUAGCAAAAAUGCAAAAUAUAAUUCAACAUGUUAAAGGCAAAAUUACUAUAAUUUUUUUUUAAUGUCAGUUUUCUUUUAUUUCCAUUUUGAAGGAUAUAUUAGUCCCUAGGGUGGCAGGUGGCUGCACAUUGUGUUACUGCUACCGCCAAUUUUGGUCCAUAACUUGAAUAUUGUUAAAUGUUAUUUAUAUUUUACUUCUAGGCAAACACAACUAUAGAUGAGUGUAAGAGUGUUUGUCCAAAUGCUGAAGUUGUAAUUAAUUGAAGUUUUGCGUGGCAUUGACCGUGCUGAUAUGUGAUGAAUAGACGCAUGGAUAACAUCUGAGAAAA
This is a messenger RNA of Arachis stenosperma, 2218 nucleotides long. Its product is annotated as bystin-like. Gene Ontology annotation, biological process: rRNA processing. Gene Ontology annotation, molecular function: snoRNA binding. The coding region runs from base 342 to 1679 and encodes 445 amino acids. Gene Ontology annotation, cellular component: preribosome, small subunit precursor; nucleolus; cytoplasm. The transcript has 12 exons. The record is from RefSeq and is a predicted model, not a curated record. NCBI's taxonomy places the organism in Eukaryota, Viridiplantae, Streptophyta, Magnoliopsida, Fabales, Fabaceae.